GGCGGUGGAGUAGAGGGGGCAAGAGACGACGCAGACGGAAUAGAUGCUGGGUGGAAGCGAUAUCAACGCUAUGAAUGGUCCCGAUCGGGCGGUGGAUCGCCGCAAGCGACGAAGCGCCUGUUGAAGGUUGCCCCUGAAGAGCGCCCAAGUGAUGUUGAACGGUUGUCGAAAUGGGAAAUCGUGUCUAAACCCCGCCGCAUACCGCCAGUUGAUCUUCGGGGACGGAGCCGUUGAGUUGGGGUGGAAAUGGGUGAGGUUGGGUUUGCAGCCUUUUAUUUCCUAUUGCUUCCAUCCCAAUUGUCCCAAACUGCUGAUCAGCCGGCAAGAUGCGCACGUCAGCUAUCCGCGAGAGGGAAGCAGAAAGAAGGGUGGCGGUUGAUGCCCAUGAUCGGGCCAGGGAGUGUGCGUACGCCAGAGAAGUACCUGAUGGAAUCUGUAAGCAUAAUCAACGCCACACGCGGCGUACGCAUGCGUGUACACAGGUACCGCGUAGGGAGGAGGAUACCUCCUCACGCACCGCCUCUGUGGCGUUUCUAUAAAAUAUACCGCCUGGGAAAUUGAUGAGCGGGUUGGUCCAUUCCGUCGAUUCUGUG
Durotheca rogersii is the source of this 593-nucleotide messenger RNA. RefSeq lists its product as uncharacterized. Lineage: Eukaryota; Fungi; Ascomycota; Sordariomycetes; Xylariales; Xylariaceae. The record is from RefSeq and is a predicted model, not a curated record. The coding region runs from base 247 to 561 and encodes 104 amino acids. The transcript has a single exon.